This is a messenger RNA of Cheilinus undulatus (humphead wrasse), 390 nucleotides long. Its product is annotated as urotensin-2-like. Lineage: Eukaryota; Metazoa; Chordata; Actinopteri; Labriformes; Labridae. Gene Ontology annotation, molecular function: hormone activity. Gene Ontology annotation, biological process: regulation of blood pressure; blood vessel diameter maintenance. The transcript has 4 exons. Bases 1 to 390 code for a protein of 129 amino acids. The record is from RefSeq and is a predicted model, not a curated record. Gene Ontology annotation, cellular component: extracellular region.
AUGAAGUGCAUUUAUCUCCCGUCCUUGGCCGUCUUUCUCCUGGCCUCUGGUCCACUCCUGGCCCAUCCCAUCACAGAAUCUGCAGAGAUGCCUUAUCCAGGACCUGUGUCAAUGGAGGAACGAGGGGUCGGCUCACUGGAUGAUCUGUCUCUCUCCGAGCAGACUUUACCUCUUCAGGAUGUUGCCGGCCUCAGAUAUUCCUCUCUGAUGUCUGGGGAGAUCAACAGAGAUGGUGCCAGAGCAGCAGGACUGCUUCCACGGGGGAUGAAAAGAGAGGCCCUUAUGGAGAAACAAAGUCUCCUAAAUCCUUUCAGCCACGUGCUCGGCAUCCGGAAGCAGUUUAGGAAGAGAGCGGGGAAUUCGGAGUGUUUCUGGAAGUACUGUGUUUAA